This is a messenger RNA of Teleopsis dalmanni, 763 nucleotides long. RefSeq names its product protein D3-like. NCBI's taxonomy places the organism in Eukaryota, Metazoa, Arthropoda, Insecta, Diptera, Diopsidae. The coding region runs from base 70 to 708 and encodes 212 amino acids. The record is from RefSeq and is a predicted model, not a curated record. The transcript has 2 exons.
CUAAAAUAUAGUUGAGAGUAUAAGCAAGUAUAUUCAUUAUUCAAAACUAAGAUAUAAUUGAAUUUUAAAAUGCAUUUAAUUAAAAUAUUUAAAAACGCACUUUGCACCUUUUUUGUGAUCACAAUUGCAUUUGUAAAUGCAAUGGAAGAAGAUGAAGUCGAGAAGGUUUUCAAAGCACACGAAGUGGUACCGGACGUUAUACUAACUCCACCGAAACAAUUUCUUAAGAUUACCUAUGAAAAUGGUUUAACUGUUGAUAAAGGUGCCGAUUUGACCCCCACUCAAGUGAAAUCAGAGCCAAAAGUUGACUGGGUUGCAGAAGAAAAUAUUUAUUACACGCUUAUAAUGACAGAUCCAGAUGCACCCACACGCACAGAUCCCAAAUUACGUGAAGUUCACCAUUGGCUCGUAGGCAAUAUACCCGGUAAUGCCAUUGAGCAGGGUGAAGUCAUAACAGCUUACGUAGGUUCUGGUCCACCAGAAGGUACGGGUCUACAUCGUUAUGUGUUCUUGCUUUAUAAGCAGCCAAGCAAGUUGGAAUUUGAUGAACCACGUGUUAGCAAUCGAAGUCGCAAUAAUCGUCCCAAAUUUAGUGCUAAAAAGUUUACGGAAAAAUAUAAUUUGGGUACACCAAUUGCUGGAAAUUUCUAUCAAGCACAGUGGGAUGAAUAUGUGCCAAUUGUGCAUAAACAGCUUUCAGGCAAUUAAAUUGAACAUCAGUAUAUCUUGUUUUUCUAAAAAUAAAAUAUUUAACAAUUGUUAA